This is a messenger RNA of Cucurbita pepo subsp. pepo (vegetable marrow), 2184 nucleotides long. RefSeq names its product histone deacetylase 15 (gene HDA15). Gene Ontology annotation, biological process: epigenetic regulation of gene expression. Gene Ontology annotation, molecular function: histone deacetylase activity. The record is from RefSeq and is a predicted model, not a curated record. Gene Ontology annotation, cellular component: cytoplasm; histone deacetylase complex. Lineage: Eukaryota; Viridiplantae; Streptophyta; Magnoliopsida; Cucurbitales; Cucurbitaceae.
AUUUUCUUUUUACCUCGAUUUGCAACAAUGGAAAUGGAUGGGCGACUCCCGCUGCCGUACUAGUGCUUUGGCCAUGGAGCUGAAGCGACUCAUCUUUGCUUAGCGCAGUUAUUGUCUUGCUGAUGACAUUAACUGAUGAACAUUUUCACCCAACUCCUGAACACAAGGCAUAAUGGUUUCAGAAAUACUUCAACAGAGUCAUCUAGUGGAUGGGGAGGCUGAAGUAAAUCUUCAGAAGCAAGGCAACGAACUCCCAAGUCAAAUUUUGAAUGGAAGACAUGGAAAAUCAGGCUCUGAUAGAAGUAGUGUUAGACCUAGUUUAGAUUAUAACUGUGGAGAUGAUAAUACUGGCAUAGCUUCUUAUAGGGAUGUACCAAGCAGCGUAAAUAUAGAUAUUCAACCCGAUACUUUACGUAAGAAGGCAAGGCAGCAGAGAGAAAUGACAUUCCAAGAUAUGUGUAACAACCUGGACAUCUUUGAGGAUGAUGAUGAGGAUGACGACGAUGAUAGUGACUGGGAACCUUUACAGAAACUCAGGGAAAUAAUGAAGUGGUUCUGUACAAAUUGUACCAUGGCCAACCUCGAUGUUGCCGUACAUUGUGACUCAUGUGGAGAACAUAGAGAAUCAGGAAUAUUGAAGCAUGGGUUUUUUGCUCCUUCAUUUUUACACGAAUCAACUUUAUUAGAGGCUGAGCUAGAAACGAGAACUGACAAAGGCAUGGUUUCACAAGUAUCAACGUCUAAUAGUUCCACGGCAAUAGGCUUUGAUGAGAGAAUGUUGCUGCAUUCAGAAGUUGAAAUGAAGUCACACCCGCACCCAGAAAGACCAGAUCGUCUGAGAGCUAUUGCUGCUAGCUUGGCUACAGCUGGAAUUUUUCCUGGAAGAUGCUAUCCUAUCCCAGCGAGAGAAAUUACCAAAGAAGAACUUGAGAUGGUUCACUCCGCGGAGAAUAUUCAAGCUGUUGAGGUGUCGAGCAAUGUUAUUUCUUGUUAUUUCACACCUGACACUUAUGCAAAUAAGCAUUCAGCACAGGCUGCUAGGCUUGCAGCCGGUUUAUGUGCUGAUCUUGCUUCAGAAGUUUUUUCUGGUCGUGCCAAAAAUGGUUUUGCUCUGGUUCGUCCUCCUGGUCACCAUGCAGGUGUUAAACAAGCCAUGGGGUUUUGCCUCCAUAACAAUGCGGCAGUAUCUGCAUUGGCAGCUCAGGCUGCUGGUGCUAAGAAGGUUUUAAUAGUUGAUUGGGAUGUUCAUCAUGGAAAUGGAACACAGGAAAUAUUUGAGCAAAAUAAAUCGGUCUUGUAUAUAUCUUUACAUAGGCAUGAAUUCGGUAGAUUCUAUCCUGGAACUGGAGCUGCUGAUGAGGUUGGCACGAUGGGAGCAGAAGGAUAUUGUGUGAAUGUUCCUUGGAGUCAGUCGGGAGUUGGUGAUAAUGAUUACAUUUUUGCAUUUAAGCAAGUUGUGCUUCCCAUAGCUUCUGCUUUUGCCCCUGAUCUCACUAUCAUAUCAGCAGGAUUUGAUGCUGCAAGGGGUGAUCCAUUGGGAAUGUGUGAUGUAACUCCUGCUGGGUAUGCACAGAUGACUUACUUGUUGAAUAUCGUCUCCGGUGGGAAGUUGCUAGUUAUUUUAGAAGGCGGCUAUAAUCUUCGUUCCAUAUCAUCUUCAGCUACUGCAGUAAUCAAGGUAUUGCUGGGAGAAAGUCCUGGAUGCGAUUUGGACGAUCCUUUACCCUCCAGAGCUGGGAUGAAAACUGUACUAGACGUGCUUGCGAUUCAAAAGAAUUUUUGGCCCGUGCUGGAAUCUAGCUUUUCACAAUUACAAUCACAGUACGAGAUAUAUACAACGCAAAGAAGAAAACCACGGAAGAAGAGAGGACGGGGUGUUGUGCCUCCAUUAUGUUGGCGAUGGAGUCGGAAGAAGCUGUUGUAUCAUCUACUAAAAGGACAACUUCGUGUAAGAGGAAAGGGUUUCUAACGUAUUAUUUUGUGCUUUUCAUUUUCAUCAACACUUCCAUUCCUCAUAAUUUUGUUAAUCUCUGUAUUCCCUUGAGUCUCAGGAUUCCCUGGAUAUUUGUAGCUCUUGUUAUUGUUUAGUGGCACAUUUCUGACAGGAGUUGCCAGUUGAAAGCUUAGAAUUUUUAUGUACUGUUGGUUCACCAAAUGCAACUUCACCCUUGUUAUCUUUCUCCA